Notodromas monacha is the source of this 426-nucleotide messenger RNA. NCBI's taxonomy places the organism in Eukaryota, Metazoa, Arthropoda, Ostracoda, Podocopida, Cyprididae. The record is from the annotation of a GenBank genome assembly.
UCGUAUUAUUUUCAGAGGAUGGCUCGAAGCGCUCAUAGUAAGCAGUUCAAGCGCUUGCAAGGGAUCAAGCGAAAGCGCAACGCUAAGAAAGAACUACAGAAGUUGAAAGCUUUGACAGCGAAAGCAUCGAUUGAGGAAAAGAAUGGGGCAGUUACGAUCCCGAACGGUCUACUUGUGAAUCACCCGAGGUAUUAUCAAAGAGUUGCGGAAGAACUGGAAGAAAAGAAUUUGAAAAUGGAUGCCGAUCAGUCGAAAGACUCGGAACAGACGAUGGAAAUCGACACGUGCAAACUCAAGAAUAAACGCGUCAUGAAAAAGAAUGGUGCAUACCCUGCCUGGGUGUCUUCGGAGAGAAAGAAAAAAUUUCGAAAAAGUCGUCUUGCCGCAAAAGCAUUGAAGAAGAAGAAGAUGAUUAAAUCUAAAUGA